Messenger RNA from Rubroshorea leprosula, 1640 nucleotides. Lineage: Eukaryota; Viridiplantae; Streptophyta; Magnoliopsida; Malvales; Dipterocarpaceae. The record is from the annotation of a GenBank genome assembly.
CUUCUUCUCGAUUCUUCCUCCCGACAAACCCCCAAGCCACCGACUCUCUCCCCCUUGAGAAAACCGGUGAGAUCUUGAUGAAAUUCCUUCCUUUUCUGGUUCAAUCACAAGAUUUGGGGCUUAGAAUUCUCUCCCUCAACCCAGAAAUCCCGGUUCUGCUCUGCUCUUUUCCCCUGUCUGUCGGCUGCCAUGUGGGUUUGAAUUUUUGGGCAUUUUUCGGGUAAGCCACAGCCAUGGAAAUCAUCUCCUUAGCUUUGAUUUGGCUUGGGUUACUCUAAUUUCUGUUUUGGUUCUUGAAUUUGGGUUAAUUCCGUGAGCUUCCCCUGCACUUGCCGCCGGCUUCUUCUCCCUGCCAGCUCCGGUUUGCUUGCUAGAAUUCUGGUAAGUUGCCGGCUCUUCUAAGUCCAAUUUAUCCAUGUAGUUGCUGCCUUGUGUUGAUUGGAAUUUCUGCUUUUGAAUUGCCCUUUUGUUGGCCGAUAUAGGGGAAGAAAUUAGCAGCCUUUAAAUGUGUUUUUUUGGGCUCAGUUCAUGUAGAAAUAAACCUGUUUUGGCUUAAAAUUUAGCUGCUGUUCUGCGUGAAAAUCCUGCUGUUUGCCAAAGAUUCUACUGUUCACGCGUACCAGUUACUGUUCACACAGAAGAUUCUGCAAUUUUGCUACUGUUUUCUGCUCCUUUUCAGUCCGUUUCUGCUCUGAAAAAUCUGAUGAAAUAUCCAUUUUUUUUCUGGUUUUGAUCGUUCUGUUACCGUAGCACUUGGGUUAGCCUUCUGUUCUGUGUGAGUAAGGUAAGUAAAUCAUGGUAAAGCCCUUCGAUUUUAAAGCAUGUUUUAAACUGUUUUUGAGAUGGUGGCAAGGUUUAAAUUGAUUUUAAAUUGAUUUUAUCAACAUCUGAAUGUGAUUAAACUGAAAUGAAAAUUGUGAUGAUUUUUAUGAAAAUCAUUGUUUUUCUGGAAUUGAGUGUGAUUGGAAUGAAAAUGAGGAUUUUAUUGAUUUUCUGGAAAUGAGCAUGAUUGAGAAAUGAAAAUGAGAAUUUCCUGGUUUUUCUAGAAAUGAGUAUGAUUGAUUUGAAAUAAGAUUAUUAGUCUUUUUGUAUUGAUUUGAGCAUGCCUACUUGAAGUUCAUGUGAUGGUCCUGACGAUUUGAAAGUUAAUUGUAAAGAAUGAUUUUCUGUUAACUUCUGCCUGUUUUGUCUCCGUUGUGGUUAUGAUUAUUAAUGAUCCUGCUAGUGGGGGUGAAACGCUAGCACAUGUCGGCACAUGUCGAUAUGUUAUUGAUGAUCCUGCUAGUGGGGACUUGAUUUAGCUUCCUGAGCAUUAGAUCCUUCCAUAAACUUAAGUGAAUAUGUAUAUUAUGUGGUCUGUUGCUGGUCUUCAUUGAUGUUCAAGCAGUUGUAUUUUAUCUUUAGGUUUAAUCCUUCAUUGGCAUACUUAAAAGAGUUCAGAAGGUUAGAUUUCAUGGUGUCUAUUGGAUUCCUUUCUUGUCUGUUCAGAAUGUGUCUUCUUUAGUUUCUGUGAUACAUUCUGUCAAGCAGAACCAUUUUGGCAAUGGGAAGAAGAAGAAUCUGUUUUGCAGUUUGCUUGGUGGACACCCAUAUCUGUUACUGCGAUACAGGUAUUUGUUUAAAAAAAAAGGUUACAUUUU